Molecule: messenger RNA, 1236 nt
Organism: Cucurbitaria berberidis CBS 394.84
Lineage: Eukaryota; Fungi; Ascomycota; Dothideomycetes; Pleosporales; Cucurbitariaceae
Exons: 2
Coding region: 1-1236 (411 amino acids)
Source: RefSeq, a predicted model, not a curated record
AUGGGCGCGCUCGAAUUCUUAUGCGACAUACGAUUUCAUAAGAAAUUCGUCCUUCCCCCAAACCCCGAGACUGGAAGAAAUAAACCCUAUCGUGUUUCCUAUUCCGACUAUGGGGAUUCAACCAGUAACGCAGUCGUCCUCUUCUGUGGAGCGCUGAUGGGUACCCGCCUCAGCUAUGCUACUCUCGAUCAGCUAGCCAGAGCCUAUAAUGUCAGGAUCAUUCAUCCAGACAGGCCCGGGAUAGGUGGCAGUGAUGCAGUUGAUCUUGAAAAGCGGAUACAGACCUGGCUUGAAAUGGUCCCUCCACUCCUGGCUCAUCUCAGAAUCCCCUAUGUUUCGCUCGCAAGUCACAGUGGAGGCGACAUCUACCUCCUCAACACCAUGUUAACCCACCCGCACAUCCUACAUCCUACAAAUCCUUAUGUCUGUUUCUUUGCGCCAUGGGUUCAUCCUUCCCACACUAAAGUCAUGCACAUGUGGGCGACUGAGCUCCUGCCAGCACCAAUAAUUGGCAAAUAUGCAUUGGCAGCGAAAUUCGUUACCGAAAAUGUGAUACCUUUGGCAGGAAUGAGUGGCAGCCUUGUCCAAGGUAUCAAGGGUUCGUUGCUGCGCUCCAACCCUCCACCCGGCCCCGUUCCACUUGCGCAGGCCACUACCCGGUCGCGACCGCCUUCGAUAUGUUCUCAUGAAAGGACCAAUACUCUUGCAUUGGAGGAACCGAAGGUGGUAGAAGAGCUGCGGAACCAUAUCACGACAUUCUUGUUCGCUGAAACCAUGGAUGGUAUAUCUGCAGAUGCUCAGCUGUUCAUGAAGAAGCCACGUUCCCUCCCGUGGUCCUCACCGAGUACCCUCUGGCCCGACAUCGACUGCGCGGUGCCCCUACUGUCCAAGAUGAUCAACGAAGAUGGUAGGGUGGGUAGCAACAGUAGGAAAUGGAUCAUCGAUACUUUCCAUGCUUCCGAGGACGAAAUGGUUGGCGAUAAAGGGAGGCAGUGGUUCGACGAUUGUUGGAAAUCGGAUCAGACGUCUACGACCAGCGUCCACAGUGUUUCAUCGCAAGCAGCACAACCGCCGUCGCAGAAGAACUACGUGUACAGAAGCCAGGUUGUCAAAAGGACGGAUCACAACUUCUUGCUGGACCCAGUCUUUGGUGCAAGCGAAUCAUGGCUUCAGCGAGUAGCGGAAGCUUUCCAGAUACCUACGGGUGUUGAUAACAUGAUUCAGGCAUCUCCAUAA